This is a messenger RNA of Panicum virgatum (switchgrass), 2354 nucleotides long. RefSeq names its product protein MONOCULM 1-like. Gene Ontology annotation, molecular function: sequence-specific DNA binding; DNA-binding transcription factor activity. Gene Ontology annotation, biological process: regulation of DNA-templated transcription; meristem initiation. Lineage: Eukaryota; Viridiplantae; Streptophyta; Magnoliopsida; Poales; Poaceae. The coding region runs from base 174 to 1412 and encodes 412 amino acids. Gene Ontology annotation, cellular component: nucleus. The record is from RefSeq and is a predicted model, not a curated record. The transcript has 2 exons.
AAGCACGGAAGCACCUGUGUGAGUGUGUGUCUGAAUCUCAUGUUACUGGCAGCUGAGCAUGUCCUGUCACGGAAGCUGCUGCCCAUGCCCGUGCACAUGCUACCCUGCCGCCGGAGCUAUUAACCAGCCCGAGCCAUGCGCUCCUGCGCCCACCGCGCCCUGACGCCGCCGCCAUGCUCGGCGCACCCCGCCACGACGGCGACGCCGCGGCGCUCGCGCAGCAUCAGGAGCAGGACGCCGCCGCCGGACCCUCCUCGCCGAGAGGGCUCGUGCUCGCGUGCGCCGGCCUCCUCCACCGGGGCGACGUCGACGGCGCCCGGCGCGCGGCGGCCGAGGUCCUGUCCACCGCCGACCCGCGGGGCGACGCGGCCGACCGCCUCGCGCACCACUUUGGCCGCGCGCUCGCCCGCCGCGUGGACGGCGGGGACGACGUCGCCGCCGCCGCGCCCGCGGGCGCAGCUGGAGCGGCUUCCUCUUCUUCUUCGGCCCCCGGGGCGCCGUCGGCGACGGCGUACCUGGCGUACAACCAGAUCGCGCCGUUCCUGCGGUUCGCGCACCUGACGGCGAACCAGGCGAUACUGGAUACCGCCGCCGCCGGCGGCGGCGCGCGGCGCUUGCACAUCGUCGACCUCGACGCCGCGCACGGCGUGCAGUGGCCGCCGCUCCUGCAGGCCAUCGCCGACCGCGCGGACCCCGAUCUCGGCCCUCCCGAGGUCCGGAUCACCGGCGCCGGGCCCGACCGCGACGUGCUCCUCCGCACCGGCGACCGUCUCCGCGCCUUCGCCGCCUCCCUCAACCUCCCAUUCCGCUUCCACCCUCUCCUCCUCCCCCGCACCACGCAGCUCGCCGUCGCCGACCCAGCCACGGAGCUGGAGCUGCACCCGGACGAGACGCUGGCCGUCAACUGCGUUCUCUUCUUGCACAAGCUCGUCAGCGACGGCGAGGUCGCGGCGUUCCUGAACUGGGUCAAGUCCAUGAACCCCUCCGUGGUGACCCUCGCCGAGAGGGAAGCGAGCAUCGGCGGCGGCGACUGCCCGGAGGACCUACACCGGCGGGUGGCCACGGCGAUGGACUACUACUCGGCGGUGUUCGAUGCCCUGGAGGCGACGGCGCCGCCGGGCAGUGCUGACCGCCUCGCAGUCGAGCAGGAGGUCCUCGGCCAGGAGAUCGAUGCGGUGGUGGCGCCUGGAGGACACGCGGGCCGGCGAGCCCGAGGGUUCGAGUCCUGGGCCGCCGCCGCUCGCGCCGCCGGCCUCUCGCCGCGGCCGCUGAGCGCGUUCGCGGUGUCGCAGGCGCGGCUGCUGCUGCGGCUGUACUACCCGUCGGAGGGGUACGUUGCCGAGGAGGCCCGCGGUGCGUGCUUCCUCGGCUGGCAGACGCGGCCGCUCAUGUCGGUUUCGUCUUGGCAGUAGAUCGAUCGAUCGAUCGUCUAGAGGCCAGUGAUGUUCGACCUCGGCAGGGUGCACCUGCUCCAUCCAUGGCUUCUCGCUCGAUCGCUAGCUAAGCAGGCCACCUGCACCACCGCAUUGCCACCAUCAAUGAUACUUGAGCGAGCUGGUGAUCUCGUGGUUGAAGAAAUGAAGAGAUGGCUUUAGUGAGUGGGUUUUGAGGUAAGAAGACCGCGGAAGCAAGCGUCCAUGCAAAAGGAUCUGGCUAGGGGGGGAAAUGCAUGGUCGUCCUAGCUAAAGCUAGGUGCUUUGCUUUCCUCUCUCAAGCUUGGGCAAUGGCGGCUGCUCAAUCUUGGAAGGCUACUACUACUUUUGGUGUACUGCAACGGACGAAGGAGGAAGAAGAUGCGGGUGGAUGUGCGUAAAGGGCACGUUGCAUGGGAACGCACCAUUGGGAGAUCCAUGCGAGGAUCUUUGGCAUAAUUCAUUUGCUCAACUUGGUAAGCCGUCGUCCUUCUACCACUAGGAACCUACAGAACAGAGCGGGCAUGCCUGCAUUAGCUGACGAUGAACAGCAGUGGCGUACGUCCUGGUGGAGCUAACGGACAGAGAGGAAUGUGAUGACCCAUUUAACUUGCCAACCCUCGGAAGAAGCAGGCUAGAAGAGGCUUCUUGUGCUUCUGGUAGGCUGCUGCAUGAGCUAGCAUAUGCUCGAUCGGCAGCGCGUUUCUCCCAAUGAUUUGGCAUGCAUGUCAUGCACACAGGGUGUAUGAUGGUGGCCACACGGCAUGCAUGAUCUUCGAAUAUCGUCGUGCAAAUUAGAACAGCGUACUAGCUAAUUUAACUGUUGCCCCCCAAAUGGGGUAAUCAAUAAGGAGGUGCAAUUCUUUCAAUUUAUUAGUUUAUAUAUUAGUAUUGCCAUUUGUUCAUGAAUAUAUACAUAGACAUGUAUGCAUACAUUAUUUG